Messenger RNA from Lepisosteus oculatus (spotted gar), 1660 nucleotides. The record is from RefSeq and is a predicted model, not a curated record. NCBI's taxonomy places the organism in Eukaryota, Metazoa, Chordata, Actinopteri, Semionotiformes, Lepisosteidae.
UCCAGUCCAGCACCGGACCUGUUCCUGUCCUGGCUGCCCUUUCGCCAUCCAGAACCUGAAGACCCGGGACAGCGGGCUCCCCCAGCCGCGGGUCCAGUCCAGCCGGCGCCAGGAGGUCCAGAUGCAGGCCAAGGAGGCGGGCGCCGGUUCUGUCGGCCUGGGCCUGUGCCUGGGUCUGGGCCUGGCUCUGGACGACGGCGCCGGUGAGCCGACCAGCCCGCCCAGAUCGGAGCAGAGCCGUCACGACCCAGACGUCUGCCCCAGCCCCAAGCACAGCCUGGCCCACCAGCAGCACAACCCGCCGCCACGGAACCAGACCGGUCCGGCCCGGGACGCGCCGCCCUUCCCCUGCCUGUCCUGCCACCGCGGCUUCCAGAGCUGCGCCCAGCUCCUGCGCCACCAGCAGGGCCACGCCCAGCAGGAGGGCGGGCAGAGCCACCCCUGCAUGCACUGCCACGCCGCCUUCGCCCGGCCCGGCCAGCUGCUGCAGCACCAGCGCGCCGCGCACGCCUCCAAGGCCGGCGGCUUCCUGUGCGCCGAGUGCGGCCGCGCCUUCAACAGCAACAGCAACCUGCGCGUCCACCUGCACGUGCACACGGGCGCGCGGCCCUACGCCUGCCAGGACUGCGGCAAGAGCUUCAGCCAGUCGGGGGCGCUCAAGAUCCACCGGCGCAUCCACACCGGCGAGCGGCCCUACGUCUGCUCCUACUGCGGCCGCGGCUUCCCCCACCUGGCCGGCAUCCGGGCGCACCAGCGCACGCACACGGGCGAGAAGCCCUACCGCUGCCCGCACUGCGGCAAGUGCUUCACCCAGUCGGGGGCGCUCAAGAUCCACUGCCGCAUCCACACCGGCGAGCGGCCCUACCUGUGCGCCGCCUGCGGAAAGGGCUUCUCCAACCGCUCCGGCAUCCGCUUCCAUCAGAAGACGGUGCACGGGAUCGCCCCGGACUGCGCGCCCGGCCCCAGCUCGCCCCCGGCCCCGCCCNCGGCCCCGCCCGCGCCGGUGCUGCCCUACGCCUGCGAGGACUGCGGCCUGCGGUUCGGGGACGCCCUCUCCCGCAACCGGCACCAGAAACUGCAGCACUACGCCGACCAGGAGGAGGAGGAGGAGAGGAGAGGCAGGGAGGGAGAGAGAGCAGGGAAGAGAGAGAGGGAGGGAGGAGGGGAGGAGGUGCCAGAGCCGGAGAGAGGAAGAGGGAUUGAGGAAGAGGAGGGGGUCCAGCACAGCCCUCACGGAGCAGAGACCCUGGACAGUCUGAGAGCGGACGAGCCAGCGACUGACCCUGGAGGGGUGUCCCCACCCCCUCCGAACACAGACCCUGACCCCUCCGACAGUUCGGAGAGCUUGAGAGUUCCUGGGGCCACAGUCUGCCUGCUCCUUCGGCACGUCGUGUGGACGACCCCUGGUGGCCGGAGUGGGAACUGCAGUUGGAAAUCGACCAGUGAGAAGGGCGAGGCCUGCAGAGCCGCGGAUCCUCCCGGGAGCAGCCCGCGGGCGGCCAGCAGAGUCUCCGGGCUGCGCAGCCCGGCGCCCAACGGGACCUUCCCACCCGUCUGCCUUCCCUUCCGAAAGGAGGGGAACAGUUCUAGGAUGGCACAGCUGCAGAAUUCUGGUGGCUCUGAGACAUUUGGAAACGUGCUGAGAGACCCCUCUGUGUGA